Linnemannia hyalina is the source of this 2109-nucleotide messenger RNA. The record is from the annotation of a GenBank genome assembly. NCBI's taxonomy places the organism in Eukaryota, Fungi, Mortierellomycota, Mortierellomycetes, Mortierellales, Mortierellaceae.
AUGGGCUCGCAGGCCAACAACAACUGCGGCUCCUUCUGCUGGUGUUACUACAACUUCUACUGCAGGGGUCACCAAACAGUCCGCAACUACCAACAAUACUGCAACUCCCCCUCUCCCUCCUCCGUCCGUGCACCUUUGAUCAGCAAGAUCAACGUCCAAGCACACUCAACCUCUCUCCCUGACGACAACAGCCACCCCAAGCCACCUUCAUCACCCAUCCUCCUUGUGGCAACCUCUUCAACCAUUGCCCCCUCUACCUCAGCAGCACCCUCUCGCCUUCCCCCCAUUCCUCUGCGAACAGAGUCACCCACCGCUGCCCCGUUCUUCCCUGCAGCAGAUCCUGCAAAAAAAUCUCGACCGGCACCAAAACCCAGGCUAACUACGGCUGGCCUCACUCUCCUCACCACCUGGAGCGACGUCGAAACCACCAGCGUCGCAGCCUUUUUCGGAGACACUGACGACAACCCAUUCAUUCCUUCGCCAGAGUUCACUUCGACAAACCGAACCUCACCUGUUGCAAGUCCAUUUAUCUCAGAGCCUACUAUUGCUCCAGCUCCAGAAGCCUCAACAGAAGCACCGACAGCAGAACCUACAACAGAGGCAGCCGAAGCAAGGCCUCCAACAGAAGUAGCUGAAGAAGAGCCAGAGGCUGUCACUGUUCACUCGCCUGUUACCAUCGCAUUUAUCUCUGCCGCGAACGCCGCCUCGAUCCGAGUUUCAGCCCCACUCGCCUCGGUUGUCAAACCCAAGGAAUCACCUAAGACGCCUCAAGAUCUGAAAGAGGCCGGUCCUCCUCCGCCAUCUCCACAAGAGCAGGGACAAGUACAGCAACAGACGCCUUCACCACCGCAGUCUCCUCCUCCUUUUCCUAAGGUCUCUGAACCAGAGCCUGUCAGACCUACUGCCGAAAAAGAGUACAGUCCUACAAUGGCAAACCCCAAGAACAAGGGACCAGUCGCAAAGGUCGAUAUACCAGCUGUCAAUCCCUAUGCAGCCUUUGUCGCCGCUUGCGAUCCCGAUGGCACCAUUUCCGAUGGUCGAGUCUAUGUUGGCACCAAGAGUCACCACCUCGAUAGGCCAAUUCCACCGCGUCCCGCUGUGCAGUCAGCCAAGCAUACCUUUUCGUUCCCUCAGUCUCAGGGACGACCUCAAGGGGCUUCUGGGCCUCCCCUGCUCCAGUCUCAGCCCCGACCUCAGCCUCAAACUCAAGCACAGGCCCAAAACAGACCUGCCCAAUCACAGGGGGCAUAUCAUGCUCCGCCCAACAUGCCUUCUGGACGGAAGCCUAAUCCCCCACAGAGCAACUAUAGAGGCAACAAACCGCCUCAGCCUCAGUCUGGGGCCCCGCGGACGUUGGCCGACUCCCGUUGGUCUGGCAGGACCCUGGCCACUGCCGCAGCCUUGCCCGAUGGCUUCUUCAGCACUGCCAAAGCUGGAGUCAAAUCAUCCACCCCGGCUUCUCAAGCCAGGCCACAGUCGGCCAACCGUGCUCCAUCUCCUCAGCAGCAGAAGCGUCAACUCGCGUCUAAUUCUGAUCAGGCUUACAACAACACACAGAGAGCCUUUUCUUCCAUGAGCACCUCGAACCAAGACAAGCCCAAGCCUGCGAACUCUCCUCGCAAUGGCCAAGCACCUGGCCCACAGCAGAACCCAUAUCAACAACAACAACAGCAACAACAACAACAACAACAGCAACAGCACCCGCAGCAACAACACCCGCAGCAACGUCCACAAGGCACAUCAGUUAACGGACGCUCUGGUCCCCACAUGACGCCCUCCUACCAAGGACCAUCGAGCCGGUCUACCCGUGACGACGAUUUCAGCGACGACGACCGGCCGUCGUCAGCCUCUAACCGAACAGCCCGGCCAAGAACGUCCCCGGCGGAAAUUCCUGGAGACCCUCGGUUCUUCCAGUACAACGUAGGAGACGGCUGCCACAUGGUGGUGGCCAUGUACAUGGAGAAGGACGCCUCGGCGGCUCUAGCCCGUUUCCCUCAACUGGCUCGAGUCCGGAAUGACUCGAGCUCCAGCGUCAAGUCUGUGGAUGAAGUGACGCAGAUAUUUAGGAGCGCGGUGAUCGAGGAGAAGGAGAACCUUAAGAGCAAGUGA